AAGCUUAUCUUCUUCAUCAUCUCUUCCUCAAUCGGAGUGAGUACAAAAGAUCCAAAAAAUCGCCGAGAGCACAAACCCUAAUGGCUUCUCUCUCAAUGGCUUCCGUUAACGUUAGCUUCUGUCGUCCUUUACGCUCUUCUUCUCCAAAGGUUUCACUUCGCAGUUCCGUUCAAUUCGCGACGAGUCUUGCUUCAAGUCACUCCAUUUCUGGGCUUCGCGCUGUUUUUCCUCAGAAGAUUUCUACAGUUGCUUCUCCUAAUUCCCAAAAGUUUCAGUCUUUUACCGUUUUCGCUCAUAAGGGUUACAAAUUGAAGACCCACAAGGCCUCAGCGAAGCGGUUUAGAGUGACUGGUAGGGGGAAGAUUGUGAGGAGGAGAUCCGGAAAGCAGCAUUUGUUAGCUAAGAAGAACAACAAGAGGAAAUUGCGUUUAUCGAAAAUGACCGAAGUGAACCGGAGCGACUAUGACAAUGUGAUCGGCGCUCUACCAUACUUGAAAGUCAAUCGAAAGGCGACUUAAGCAGAAUAAGCUUGAUCCUUUUCUUACCUGCAAUUCUCGUUUUGUAAUCUAAAGUUGUGGUAAUAUCCUUUUGUAUUGUGAUAUAAUUUGAUCAAUGAGUUGAUUUUGUUUCUUA
Messenger RNA from Arabidopsis lyrata subsp. lyrata, 633 nucleotides. Its product is annotated as 50S ribosomal protein L35, chloroplastic. The transcript is spliced from 3 exons. Gene Ontology annotation, molecular function: structural constituent of ribosome. The record is from RefSeq and is a predicted model, not a curated record. NCBI's taxonomy places the organism in Eukaryota, Viridiplantae, Streptophyta, Magnoliopsida, Brassicales, Brassicaceae. The coding region runs from base 81 to 518 and encodes 145 amino acids. Gene Ontology annotation, cellular component: large ribosomal subunit; ribosome. Gene Ontology annotation, biological process: translation.